UGAAUAUAGCCGCGAAGUCGAGGCACGCGCGUGGAUACGUUUUGUGAUUGAAUCAGAAAAAAUCGCUGCCGAUUUAUGAACGUACGAGCGGAAAGUGUCUUCGACAUGCGUACACUUCGAAGUAUACUAAUAGAAUCGGAAAAGGAAAUGAAACAGAAAGGGAGAAAAGGAGAGAGGAGAAGAAAGGAAAGCGAUAACGAAGGCUGACGUCAAUGUUUACCCAUCUUCGAAGUUUAGUUAGCUUGGAGAUUACUUCCAAACUUGAUCUAUGGAUGCAAACCAACAAAGAAAGAAUGCUUAUUUACCGGCAGUGCCAGGGAGAUGGAAUGAUCGUACGUAGUUUGACGUAACGUUCAAACGAAUACAGAUGGCAGAAGCGGACGAGGUUGCGGCGAGCGUCUGACGAAACGAAGCCGCUCUCGGGCUUCCAAUGGAAUAUACGCAUGCGGUGAAAAGUCAGCCAUUACAGCUUCGUUUCCCGGACGCGUCGUUGCACUUGGGCGAUUUUUCAUCGUUUGUCGUCAGUGAAGAAGUCGGAGGGCUUGUCCGAGCUAAUUUAUCGACGAAUUGUAUUAUGGCGAACAUGGAUAUGGAUAGAUCGAGCAACGGCGACUACAAGUAUCAGAGGGAUGACGACGUUGACAUUAAACCUAGAAUAUUGGACAAAGACUCCGACGACAAGGAUCAUCAAAUUGACAAGGCGGGCGAAUACGUGCGAGAGCUUCUCCAGGAGAAAAUUGAUCUGGACAAUCAGAAAUGGCCCAUCGCGAUCCGAUUGAUCGAUCAGGAGAUCCAAAAAACUCAGGCUAUGGGAAAACCAUUAAGAGAUCCAAAAUAUGUGGAUAUUUAUCGCGAAAAACCAGUUCGCAUUUCUGUAAAAGUUUUAGUACCAAUUCGAGAGCAUCCUAAGUUUAAUUUUGUUGGGAAACUGUUGGGCCCAAAAGGUAAUUCUAUGAAACGUCUGCAAGAAGAAACAAUGUGCAAAAUGGCAGUGUUGGGUAAAGGAUCGAUGAAAGAUAGACAAAAAGAAGAAGAAUGUCGUGCUUCUUUAGAUCCGAAAUAUGCGCAUCUUUCUGAUGAUCUGCACGUAGAAAUCACAGCUAUUGCACCACCAGCGGAAGCUUAUGCUCGUAUUGCAUUUGCCUUGGCCGAGGUACGGAAGUAUUUGAUCCCUGAUAAUAAUGAUAAUAUACGUCAAGAGCAAAUGCGCGAAAUGGAAAUGAACAUAUCUAACGAUCCGGUCUCGGACGAUCGAAGACCGUCGAUGAGAGGACCUUCUGGUCCUGGAACUGGUGGUAUAUUAAGACCUGCUGCAAGACCGACAUUACCUAGAACAUCUAGAGCUAUUCUUCCUCCACCACCUGCAAAUCGUGGCCCACUUUCUCGACCCGUACCACCGAAUAAAUCGAAGGUGUUCUCGAUCUUGGAUCGUGCAAGAGCAGCUAUAGAUCAAAAUUUUGGCUACGAAACUCAAACUCCUCCACCAACAAACCGUGCUGGAUCACAUCAUGAUUAUGAUUAUCAUGGAUCAUCAACUAGUAGUGCUCGAUAUGGCGAUCGACAUUAUUCAUCGAAUUCUGGAUAUACAACUUACGAGUAUGAAGAUGAUUCUGCACCGCAUUCUUCACAUGAUUAUUACGAAUCUUCAGAUUAUCCAGAGGAGUCGUCGAGCCGCGCUUGGAAAUCGUACAAGACUUCAACGACAUCAGGCACAGCCUCGCGCUACCGCACCACCCCGUAUACACGACCUUCCAACGUUGUUGCGAAUCCAUUGGCGGGUAAUCUUCCUAAUGCUGCACGGCGGCCUAUGAUGCAGAAACCGCUAAACGAAAGAAAUCGUCCUUAACCGGUCAGAGAGAUGGAGGCUAAGACGAUCUCUCAGUUUUCGCGACCACUGGAUAAACAAGAACAUAUAAAUAGAAACUAAACCAUAAAAAUUAAAAAUUAAGCCAUGGUAAUAUAUAUUAUUAACGCGUUUGACCAUAUGACAUAAAAAUUUAUUCCGUUGACAAUUCCCCUUAAUUAAUAAUUCCUUUUAAUUGAGAAUUCCCUUUAAUUGACAAUUCUCUUUAAAUGACAAUUCACUUUAUACCACACUAUUAAUGCAUACCUGGCAGUUUACAAAACAUUAAUUCCGCUCCUUUAGUCCUUUUUCUAAAAUAUAUUGGACCACAAAGGAAUUUAACUAUUGACAAGGAGUAAAGGACCAAGAGGAUUGAUUGGAUGAAAUAAGUAAAAUGAUUGAACAAGUGCUUAAUAUUGCAUACAAAUGAAAUUAUGAAAUUCAUAUAAUCGUAUAUUCAGUGUUAUAUAAAUUAAGUGUCAAUACCUAAAUAAUCUUAAUGAUUCUAACUAUAUUUUAGAGUCAUCUUCAUUAUUUGUCUUUUGUACUUAAUAUUUUCAAUUUAAAAUUUGAAAUCAAUCUGAAAUCGAUUUGAAAUUUUAAUAUUAAAAACGAACAUACUAAUAUUUAAUAAUCUCCAAUCAAAUAUAUUGACGUAAGUUUGUAUAUUAAGAUUUUUUUUAUCUAAACAAAUUGUAACUUAAAUAUUUUUAUUUGACGAAAUGCUAUAAUAAAAUUGCAUUGUAAAUGGGACAAAUUAAACGAUUGACAUACAAUGCAAACAUACAAUAAAAACUAAAU
This is a messenger RNA of Nylanderia fulva, 2644 nucleotides long. Its product is annotated as KH domain-containing, RNA-binding, signal transduction-associated protein 2. Lineage: Eukaryota; Metazoa; Arthropoda; Insecta; Hymenoptera; Formicidae. Gene Ontology annotation, molecular function: mRNA binding. Gene Ontology annotation, biological process: regulation of alternative mRNA splicing, via spliceosome. Gene Ontology annotation, cellular component: nucleus. The record is from RefSeq and is a predicted model, not a curated record.